This is a messenger RNA of Bombina bombina (fire-bellied toad), 8216 nucleotides long. Its product is annotated as protocadherin Fat 4-like. Gene Ontology annotation, cellular component: catenin complex; plasma membrane. The record is from RefSeq and is a predicted model, not a curated record. The transcript has 54 exons. Gene Ontology annotation, biological process: homophilic cell-cell adhesion. Lineage: Eukaryota; Metazoa; Chordata; Amphibia; Anura; Bombinatoridae. The coding region runs from base 1 to 7959 and encodes 2652 amino acids. Gene Ontology annotation, molecular function: cadherin binding; calcium ion binding.
AUGGAGCCUCUUUUUAAUGGAUUUCCCGUUUUACUUUUUUGUUGUUUUGCUGUACAACUCAACACUCAUGCUGUUGUUGAAUUGCUGUCUGAUAUCCCUAUGGAUAUGAUUGUUGAUAUGCUUAUUGAUCAGCCUGAAUCUGCAGACUUUAAAUGUGUAGUCUCAUUCAAUUCUACAAUCUCAAGAUCCAAAAAAACACAGCAUGUAAGAAGAUUGGAGGAUUCAGAAGGCAAUUACAAAACUUUGCUGUUACUCCAAGACAAGAAAGAUGAGGAUAUUGGAAACCUUCAUUUCAUUCAUCCGAUUUACACUACUUCAGUUUUAGAAAACCAUGAGGGAAAACUGUCUACCCUUCCAGAAGAGAUAAAAGCAGUUGAUGAUAUCUAUGGAAGAAACGAGCCUGUAUUCUACACAAUUAGUAAAGCAUCAGAUUCCAAAUUUAAGACUCAGCUGAAGAUCAAAUUCAAUGAGUACAUACACUACAAUCAGGAAUAUCGAGACCGCCCUGUGAUUUUUUGGGAAGCUGCAAAAGCGGUUUUAAGAGGGGAAAUUAUUGCCUACAAUGCAAUGAGAAAUAAGAAAUUAAAUUUAAGAGAGCAAGAGCUAAAUAACGCAGUGAUAAAUUCAUAUAAUCGUCUCCUUAUCACUAAAAAUUCAGUUAACUGGGCAAAAUAUAUUCGAGCUAAAAAUGACAAGGAUACUUUCUCAAUUUAUAGAGAAUCCCAAAAGGACCUAAAACUGCAAUCUAAACUCUACAGAUAUGGGAAUAAAUCUGGGAAAUUACUUGCCAGAUUGGUAAAGAGUGACAAAAAGUCAUCAUUUAUUGAAAAACUUUACUCAGGCGGGAAGCUUCUCACGGAGAAUGAAGAUAUAUAUAAGGAAAUGGCUGAAUACUAUCAAGAGUUAUAUACCUCUAGAGAUUCAGAUCCAUCACAAGCAGAGGCUUUUUGGAGCAAAAUCUGUUGCCCUAAAGUGUCUGAAGAAGCUAUAGAGACUAUUAAUGCCCCGAUUAUAGUUGAGGAAAUAGAGAAAAUGAUCUCUGAAUCCGCAAUGAAUAAGGCAUCAGGGCCGGAUGGUUUACCGAAUGAAUUUUACAAGAUCUUGUUAUCAGAAACUGCACCUUACCUCUGCAAUCUAUUUAAUGCUAUGUAUAUUAAGGGAGAACCGGCUAUUCAACUGAGCUAUAUGCUAAAAAGUGCAGAUGCUGUGGUGCUAGUUCGUGUCCUUGAUGAAAAUGACAACCCACCGCAAUUUUCACAGUCAGUUUAUGAGACGAGCCUUCCUGAAAACACCCCAUCUGGAUCAAUUGCACUAAUUGUUACAGUAACUGACAAGGAUGAGGGAGGAUUUCAUGGAAAUUUGACCAUCAUUCCAAAAGAUUCCCCUUUCCAGAUUAGUGACUUGGGCAUAAUUACAGUGAACCACUCUUCAGAAUUAGACAGAGAGAGAAACAAAUGCAUCAACUUUCAGGUCUGGGCAUUUGAUACAAAUAGGCUAAAUUCAAGCGCCAUGGUUGUUAUAAAUCUCCUUGACGUCAAUGACAAUAAUCCAGAGUUCCAAAACCUACCGCUUAUUUACACUAUACCAGAAGGAGACUAUAGAACAGGCACACCUGUAACUGUAGGACAUAUAAAUGCCACUGAUAUGGAUGAGGGAUUAAAUGGACAAAUUAUAAUCCAUUCACCUGAUGAAGAAGGAGAUGACAACUUCCUUGUACUGCAAAAUGGAACUAUCAUUGCUCAUGGAUUCAUAGAUAGAGAAGUUAAAGGAAGAUACAUUCUACCUGUAAUAGCAUCAGACAAUGGGACUCCACCAAGAAAGAAUUUUGCAGACAUCAUGAUUGUCAUAAAGGAUGUUAAUGACAAUGCUCCAUAUUUUCCUAAACAUGAAUAUUUUAAACAUAUUGCACUAGCUAAUGUAAAAAAGGGAGACCCUGUACUCACUGUGUCAGCUACAGAUUCAGAUAUUGGGAACAAUUCACUUAUUUCCUACAGCUUGUCACAAAAUGAUCAUUACUUCAUAAUAAAUAGCUCAAAUGGGGAAAUAUCUCUUGCAAGUAACUUACCUACUGUUUCUACAGCAACAGCUUUGACCUUAAAGGUGAUUGCUGCUGACCAUGGGGUUCCCUCUAUGUCAUCUACGGCUACUGUGUAUGUAACGAUCACAGUAAAUGAUACAGAGUUUGGGCUACAGUUUGCAAAUUCGCACUAUAAUUUCAGUAUUUCUGAGGAGGAACCAGAAGGAAUUGAAAUUGGAGCAGUGCGAGCCCUCAGCGGAAAUGCCAAGUCUUUAAUCACUUACCUAGUAAAGACAUACACAGAAAUAUUCUCAAUUACUAACGAAGGCCAUAUUGUCACACGGGUCACACUAGAUAGAGAGAACCAGAGUAGCUAUGAUAUGAUUGUGGAAGCCACGGAUUCCCAGGAGCCACCCAGCACUGCAGCCACAUUGGUCUGGCAGGAAGAGAGGGAGCCGAGUCACAUGUCCUGGGACUCCUGCAGAGAAGAGCUGCUGGUGCUAAGAAGGACCAAGUUAGUGGUCACUGUGUUUAUAACUGAUGUUAACGACAAUCCUCCCAUUUUUUCACCACUGAUUAAUACAAAUAUUAAUUGUCCUGAGAAUGAGGAUUUUCUGGAUUUUGGUCAUAUUUCUGCUACUGACAAAGAUACAGGAAAAAAUGGCUUUAUAACAUAUUUAUUGGAGAAUGACUUUAACGGCACUUUUUAUAUAAACACUUCCACUGGCAGAUUGGCUACUAAAAAACCUCUGGAUGCUGAUACUGUGGCCAAUUAUAAUCUCAAAGUAAUAGCCAUGGAUUCUGGGAGUCCACCUCUCUCUUCUUCUGUACUACUGCAUAUUACAGUUCAAGAUGUUAAUGACAAUCCUCCUGUAUUCCAAGAUAGAUCAAUAAGUGUAACAGUGAAAGAAAAUCAGCCUCCACAUGUGAUUCUGAAUGUUUUGGCGACUGAUCAAGACACUGGAAACAAUGCUCAAAUUUUAUAUUCCUUUACAAUAUCUUCUUCUUUAUUUUACAUUGGAGAGAAUUCUGGGAGCUUAUCAACACUUCAACCUUUAGAUUAUGAAAAAUAUCCACAAUAUACCCUGGAAGUUAUAGCAUACAACCCAGAAAAUACUCAUCUUCAGAGUACUGCAACAGUCAUUGUGCAUGUAGAAGAUAUGAAUGAUGAAGGUCCUACAUUUGAACAUCCCACAUAUAAUAAAGUAAUGCUGAACAAAUCCUCCUACCCAGGCAGCCUUGUUAUUGAUCUAAAUGUAACAGAUGAAAAAGAUGGAAUUCAUUACUCUAUUACAGAUGGAAACAGCGAAGGAUUAUUUGUGAUUUCAAAUUCUACAGGUCACAUCUUUUUAAUAAAAGACCUUCCUAAACACAACAACUUACUAAGUUAUGCACUGACAAUUACAGCCACAGAUAUUGGAGUUCCACCUCUUUCAACUGCUACCAAGGUGUUUGUGACAAUAGCUUCAAGCAAUGUUAGUGUUCCUGUUUUCUCAGCAGAUUAUUAUACAGCUGAACCUUUAAGUGACUCCGCUUUACCAUCUACAGUGGUUAUACAAACUAGUGCCUUGUAUAAUAAACCACUUUACUAUUACUUUACAUCAGGGAAUGAUAAAGAUUACUUCAGCAUUGAUCCAUUUACUGGCACUAUAAGGACCAAGAAAGUGUUGAACACAUUGGAUUUCCCAAUCGAUUUAAGAGUCAGAGUAACUGAUUCCACUAAUCUUAAUAUAUUCAGUGAAGCUUUAGUUCAUGUGACUGUGAUAGAUGACAACAAAUUUGCACCAGUGUUCCCAGCUCCUGUCAUGGAAGUCAAACUGAAGGAAGAGCAACCUUAUCCUUUGUUAAUUACUCAGCUGCAUGCUGUUGACAAUGACACAGGAAAAAAUGGUCGUCUUACUUAUAAAAUUCUCAAUGGAAAUUUUGACAAAUUCAAAAUAAAUGCUUUAAAUGGAAAGCUGUUUGCUGAAAGAAAGUUUGAUUUUGAAAAUGAUCCAAAAGAAUAUCAGAUUGUUGUCCUAGCUGAAGAUGAUGGGAAACCAAACAAGAAACAAGGAUAUUGUACUGUUGUGGUCCACAUUGCAGAUAUAAAUGAUUUUAAACCUGUGUUUGAACCAACUGAAAAAAUGUUGGUUAAGGAAAAUGCACCAAUAGGCACUGUGAUUGGCAAAGUCACUGCAACUGACAUGGACAGUGGAGAUAAUGCAUUUAUACAGUACACUCUCUUAGAUGAAGAUGACCAAUUUGAAAUAGAUAGAUUGUCUGGGACCAUUUUCAUAAAAAAUCUUCUGGACUAUGAAACCAAACACAGAUCUGUAUUAACAGUUCAAGCAACAAACAGCAAGGCUGCUCCUUUUUAUCAGACCAACACAUCACUCACAAUUGACAUACUGGAUAUAAAUGAUAAUGCUCCAGAAUUUAUGCAGAAACAAUACUUUUCGGAAGUUUAUUUAAACAGUCCUGUGGGAACACCUGUUGCUGUUGUACAAGCAAGGGACAGUGAUCAGGCAAAAAAUGGUAUGAUUGAAUAUCACUUAUUGCCUAAUUCAGCGCUGUCGAAAUACUUUCUGUUUGAAAAUGAGAAACAUGGAAAACUCAUAACAGCCAAAAGUGGUUUGAAACCUGGAAAGAUAAACGUAACUGUGUUAGCUAAAGACAGAGGUGACCCUUCACUCAAUAGUACAGCUUCUGUUAUUGUAAAUGUAUUGUCUAAAAUCUUGAAGCAAAAGUCUCUUCCAGAAUUUAAGCAAAAUGAAUUAAGUACUAUAGUAAAGCAAAAUAAAAGUGGCAUAGAUCAUGUUUACACAUUUGCUGCAAAAGCACCUUUUGGAAAAAAUGUCACUUACAGGAUUGUUGCUGGUGAUGAACUAGACCACUUUAUAUUGGACGGAAGAACUGGAGAACUUUGGACAAAAGCCAAGCUUAACCCCAGACUACAGACCCAUAAUUUAAUUGUACAAGCAUUUGAAAUGCCUGAUACUAACCUACAAGGCCCUUUACCCAAGAAUAUGGCUCAAUUAAAAAUCACUGUUGAAGAUGCUAAUGAAGCACCAGUGUUUGAGAAGCAACUAUAUGAAGCAGAAAUAUUUAACUCUGUCCCAUAUGAAUAUCCAGUGGUCAAAGUAGUGGCAAAAUAUCCGCAUUUAAUGAAAAAUGCCUCAAUUGUCUACAGCAUGGUAAAUCAAUCGGGGGAUGAAUUUGAUAUUGACAAGUAUACAGGACAGAUCUUUGCAAAAUCUUUAAAUGGAGAAACAGGAACCUACUAUUUUAGAGUGCAAGCUAUGGGCCAAGGUGGUCUCUCUGCCCAAACACUUGUUAAGAUAACGCUAAAUGAUGUAUCUCAAGAUGUUGUGGAUCUUAAAAUUAACCAGACUGUGGACACUAUGGAGCCCUUUGUUCCUAAAGUGAUCAGGAUUCUGGAAAACAUACUCCAUCAAAAUGUAUCAAUCACAAAUAUAUUUUCCAAUGCCACUAACAUGAAAAAGGAGAAAGAAGAGGAAACGACCAUCAGUUUUCAAACCUUUGAUAAGGAUGGACAUCUGGUACCAGCUGAACAUGUUAUUAGAAAUCUUAUCCACAAUAUUACAAAUAUUAUGAAGAAGAAGUUGGAGCAAAUUCUUAAAAGACCUGUGGAUAUUUCAAUAUCUGAACAUCCCAAACCUCCUUUGAGCCAGGCAAUUAUAAUUGCCAUAACAACAUCUGUUUUAAUGGUCUGUACUCUGAUUGGUUUGGGAAUAUGUAUUUCUAGGAAGAAAUCUCCAGACAGUGAAAAUGGAGGUGGUGAUUUGGAAAAAGGGGAUUCACAGGAUCCUGAGAUUCCUGUAGUCAGCCAGGGUCCCGAUGAUGAAUCUAAGGCAGAAAAGCAAGAAAAUGGUGGGCAAAGAUCAGAGGCAUUAGACAAUAGAAAAACGCCUGAAGCAGAUACCAAAGACGCAGAAAAGGAGGAGCCUAAAGAGGAAGUUAAAGGCGACUUGAUACAGCCAGAUGAGAAAAGCAAAGAUGCAGAGGAUGAGACAAUAAUACCUGAAACUGACAGUAAACAAGCAGUGGAGGAGAAACCAAAAGAGGAAGGUGACAUGACACAGCCAGAUGAGAAAAGCAAAAUUGUCAUGGAUAAAAUAAAAACACCUGAAACUGACAUUAAACAAACAGAGCAGGAGAAGCCUGAAGAGGAAGCUAAAGGUGACAUGAUACACCCAGAAGAGAAAAGCGAAGAUUUAAUAGACAAAGUGAAAUUGCCUGAAACUGACACCAAACAAGCAGCAGAGGAACCUAAAGAGGAAGUUAAAGGUGAAGUGACACAGCCAGAUGAGAAAAGCAAAGAUGUAAUGGAUAAGACAAAAAUGUCUGAAACUGACAGUAAAGAAGCAGUAGAGGAAAAGCCUAAAGAGGAAGUAAAAGGUGAAGAGGCGCAGAUAGAUGAGAAAAGCAAUGAUGUAAUGGAUAAGAUGAAAAUGUCUGAAACUGACACCAAACAAGCAGCAGAGGAGCCUAAAGAGGAAGUUAAAGGUGAAGUGACACAGCCAGAUGAGAAAAGCAAAGAUUUAAUGGAUAAGACCACGGCAGAGAUACCUGACAAACCCACAGAAGAAAAACCUGAAGAUCAAGAGACACCAGAAAAGCAAAAACCUGAUGAAGAAGUUGUUGUAGAAGGCAUCGCAGAGAUAAAUGACAAACCCACAGAAGAAAACCCUGAAGAUCAAGAGACACCAGAAAAGCAAAAACCCGAUGAAGAAGUAGAAGGCAUCGCAGAGGUACCUGACAAACCCACAGAAGAAAAACCUGAAGAUCAAGAGACACCAGAAAAGCAAAAACCUGAUGAUGAAGAAGUUGUUGUAGAAAGCAUCAUCACAGAGGUACCUGACAAACCCACAGAGGAAAAACCUGAAGAUCAAGAGACACCAGAAAAGCAAAAACCUGAUGAAGAAGUUGUUGUAGAAAGAAUAGCAGAGGUACCUGACAAACCCACAGAAGAAAAACCUGAAGAUCAAGAGACACCAGAAAAGCAAAAACCUGAUGAAGAAGUUGUUGUAGAAGGCAUACCAGAGAUACCUGACAAACCCACAGAAGAAAAACCUGAAGAUCAAGAGACACCAGAAAAGCAAAAACCUGAUGAAGAUGUAGAAGGCAUACCAGAGGUACCUGACAAACCCACAGAAGAAAACCCUGAAGAUCAAGAGACACCGGAAAAGAAAAAACCUGAUGAAGAAGUCGUUGCAGAAGGGGAAGUUUCUGAAUCUGACAGCAAAGGUGCAGCUGUUGUGGAGCUUGAAGCUGCUGAAGUGAUAGCGUCAGAUGACAAGAGCAGUGUUGUAGGAGAUGCACUCAUAGCAGAGGUACCUGACAAACCCACAGAAGAAAAACCUGAAGAUCAAGAGACACCAGAAAAGCAAAAACCUGAUGAAGAAGUUGUUGUAGAAGGGGAAGUUUCUGAAGCUGACAGCAAAGGUGCAGCUGUUGUGGAGCUUGAAGCUGCUGAAGUGAUAGCGUCAGAUGACAAGAGCAGUGUUGUAGGAGAUGCACUCAUAGCAGAGGUACCUGACAAACCCACAAAAGAAAAACCUGAAGAUCAAGAGACACCAGAAAAGCAAAAACCUGAUGAAGAAGUUGUUGUAGAAGGGGAAGUUUCUGAAGCUGACAGCAAAGGUGCAGCUGUUGUGGAGCUUGAAGCUGCUGAAGUGAUAGCGUCAGAUGACAAGAGCAGUGUUGUAGGAGAUGCACUUGGUCAUGAAACGAAGAUCUCCCAACCUAAAGAAAACAAAGCGGAGGAAGAAAAAACAACUUCUAAAGAGGGAGAGAAAGAAUAUGAUACGGUUGAGGCGUGGGAGUCAUAUGAGAGUGAAGACUCAGAUACAGCCCCUAAGGAAAGCGGUAAACCGGAAACCCCAAUAACUGCUCCAACAGCCAAGACUGAGAAAAAGGAUAACCAUUCCCAAAAAUAAAAUUGCUUAAUGAAAAAACUUCUGUAACAGUUACCUAUUUUCUACCAAAUCUAAAAGCAUGCUGCUCCUGCUGUAGACCUUUAUUAGUGUAAAGAUACUUCUGAAAUGAAGAUGAGAGGUGCUGUUGAAAAGAAACAUUGUGUUAUGAACAAUAUUGGGAUUAUUUUCUUUCUCACAUUAAGAUAUUAAAAUAAAUGUGUAUUUCAAAAUGAUACAAAGUGACAAUGACUAAUAAAUGUCAGAACUCAGUGUUAAAA